AUGACUUUACCAUCAGAGGCAAGAUAUGAUUUUGUUCCAACAGCAUCAAUUAUUGCAUUAGUUUUUAUUUGUGUUUUUAUUCUUAUUAGUCUAAUUGGACGAUGUCUUGCUUUAAAUCAAUCAACAAUUCGUAGUGCACAAAGUUUAGAUUUAGUGAUUUAUAGAGCACCACCAAAAGCAAAUCCUCCACAACAAAAGCCUCGUUCAUCAGCAGAUAUGCAAUAUGGACGAGAUAAUAAUCGAGAACAACGAAAAUCAUUUGAUGAUCCAGUAACGCCAGUUCCAGUUCAACGAGGACCAAAAAAUCUUUGA
Molecule: messenger RNA, 312 nt
Organism: Rotaria sordida
Lineage: Eukaryota; Metazoa; Rotifera; Eurotatoria; Philodinida; Philodinidae
Source: the annotation of a GenBank genome assembly